Prorocentrum cordatum is the source of this 4748-nucleotide messenger RNA. Lineage: Eukaryota; Dinophyceae; Prorocentrales; Prorocentraceae. The record is from the annotation of a GenBank genome assembly.
GGACCAUCCCUGCCGAGCUCGUGGACAUCUGCCUGCUGGCCGCCGAGUACUUCUCCGACGUUGCGGGGGGGGUGCUACGCGAGCCCAGCAAGGCCAUGGACGAGGAGCUGAAGGGCCAGAAUGUCUACCGAGAUCCGUCUCUCCGAUCGAGGGCGUCGCGUCUCCGCCUAGCCGGGAGGCUUUGGGAUGCGGGGAUGCUCGGGACCACCGACGAGCUGGUCGAGGGGGUCUCGCUUUUCGGAGUCAUCAAGAAGUACCUGCAGGAGGAGGGGGACCCCCUCGGCCCCGCCAGGCGCCAGGCGCGCGCCAUCUGGGACCAGAGGCGGGCCAACCUCCGCUGGCAGAGGCCCCCCUACGUGCCCCUCGGCAGCCCCGCGACCUUUGCUCACGUGGACCUUUCCAACCUGGGCGAGAGGGGCGUGGUCUACACUGGCGUGGGCGACAUCCCGGACAUGUUCUAUCGUUGGGAGACGCCGCCCGAUGUCUGGCCCUACUUUGUCUUGGAGGAGGUGCCAGUCCACGAGUUCGUCGACUACAUGAGGACCAAGGGGCGGGACUGCGUCAUCCCCGAUGGCGGGCCCUUCCUGGCGCUGAAGGUCCUAGUCAUGGGCUGGUCGUGGGCCCCGUUCUUGGCCCACUCCACGCAGCAGGCCUGCGUGGCGCGCGGGCUCGGGGAGGACUCCGUCGGCGCGCGUCUGGUCUAUGGGGCUCCGACGCCUCAACUGACCGGGCCCGAGGGGUUCGAGUCGGUGAACUGGGCGUACAUGGGCGACUACGGGGUCAUGGCCACGUCCGCCAGCGCGCAGCAGCCGGUGAGCGAGGUCGUGAGCGGACUGACGGCCCGAGUCAAGCACUACUUGAGGCAGGUCGGGCUCCCCGUCCACAAGGAGACCGAAGGCGAGGGGCUCGAGUCGCUGGGGGCGGUCAUCCGAGGCCGACCCUACUCCGUCUCAGCAGAGACCGACCGCACCUGCGGCCUGGCUCUGGUGACGCUGCGGCUGGUAGAGCGGACGUACUGGACCGCGGAGCUCCUCGAGCGCGUCGCGGGGUUGUGGGCGUGGGCGGCCAUCUUCCAGCGCGCGGGCCUCGCCAUCUUCGACCAGGUGUACCACGAGAUGAGACGUCCCGAGACCGCCAAGACGCCGUUCCGACUGACGGACGCGGCGAGGUGGGAUCUGACUACGAUGGCAUACUGCGCACCCCUCUUACGUACAGACCUCGAAGCUCCGUGGCUCUGGCAGGUGUUCAUGACGGACUCCGGCGACACGGGCUACGGAGUGGCGGUCACCGACGCCUCGCUGGAGGAAGUCAGGAAGGACGCCCUUUACAGCGAGAUGAGGGGAUGGACGAAUGCCCCCGAGGAUAUCUACACAGCCCAGGAGGAGGACGCCUGGGCCCCCCACGCUGGGGGGUGUGCCUACGACGUCGACGAGUGUAUCGAGGCCUCGACUGCACCGCCGCCGCGGGUAAGUCGGAGGGUCUACCGGGUGCUGUACCUCUUCGCGGGCAGGCGCCGGGAGGGGGAUCUAGAGGGGGCCAUCCACUCGCGGGCGGAGCGCGACGGCUACGAGGUCGAGGUCUGGUCCAUCGACGCGGUGAUCAACCCGAAGCACGACCUCACCAACGACGAGUUCGUCAGCCUGAUCCUGAGCCUGGCGCGCGACGGGUACUUCCACGCAGUGAUCGCCUCGCCCCCAUGUUCAACUUGGAGUCGGGCUCGCUUCCUGUGGAAGGGGCCCAGGCCCUUACGGACACGCCUCGAGCCUUGGGGGCGGAGCGACAUGUCAUUCACAGCCUUCGAGCGCCUCCGCCUGGACCUAGGGUCGCGCCUUUUGCUGUCGGCCAUGCAGGCGGUCCGCGAGGUAUGUCGAGCUGGAGGCCUGGGCUUGAUGGGGCGCCCUGCGGACCCAGAGGAGGACCCAUACCCGUCAAUCUGGAACCUACCCGAGAUGGCAUGCCUCCUCGAGGAGGCGCGCGGGAGGAUCAAUCGGAUCGACCAGUGCCGCUACGGAGCCCCGUCGAUGAAGCCGACCAUGAUUGUCAUCUUCGGGUUCUACGACGACGCACUGGACCUCGCCGCGGACCGUCUCUGCUUGAGGUGCAACCACCGAGGGAGGCAUCAGACAGUACUCAUGGGACGGGCGGAGCGAGGCCGUCCCGAUUUCUGCACCGCCUCCGCCCAGGCGUGCCAGCCGCCGCUGUGCGCCGCGCUGGCGGAGGUGAUCAUCGAGGCGUUCGCCCGCAUGACGAAGGAGAUGAGUGGCCCCGAUCCGACGGGCUCGCGCGUGUCUCCAUCCACUUCGUCCUUCGGCCCGCCGAGGUCACGAUCUACGCGACCUGGGCCGCGCCUGUGCGGGAUGCGCUGGUGGGUAGCCGCCAUGGCAUUGGAGGAAGUCCACCCUGUUGGAGCGGUUCGCCCGAAGCCACCCAGGGCGGGAGACAUCCCCCUGCAGAAGCGAGGGCCACGGGCGUGGGAGAACUACGAGAAGGAGCCGCACCUGGGCAUCAGCGAGGGCGGCUUCACAAGGCUGCUUACCCACUCCGUGGCGGACGUCACCGCGGCGCAGUGGGCCCCGAAGGUUCGAGACUUUCUUAGCCACUGUGUCGACAAGGGUUGGGAGCUGCGGUCCGCGAACGCCGUGGGCCACGCCCUGGCCGACUACAUGGACAUGAAGUGCUACAAGGGCUGGCUCCGUCCUACGUGGGGGUCGAUCGUCUUGUUCGGGCUGCUGGAAGCUGUCUUCGCCAUCGCCAUCUACUUCUUCGAGGCGGGGCUCCUGGAUGAAGCCAUCUGGACCCUUGUGCAGUGCGACGUCUACGGGCGGGGGCAGGACAUGGAGAUGCUACGCGAGGCCGGCGUCAUCUGGGAUGGCCGAUGCGUGGGCCUCCUGUUUGGCAUCUCGGCCCGAGGCGAGGAGGGCAGGACGGGCAGCAACCAAGGGGUCGUCAUCCGCCGCGGCACGGUCGCGAGCCUCAUCCUGGCCCUGAAGGGCGUCAAGAAGAAUGUCACGGGGCCCAUCUUCGGCCCCAAGCAGGCAGGCUUCCGCAAAGAGUGGCGCCGCGCAUGUCGCUCGCUUGGGAUGCCCUGGGCGCCGCCUCCGCACGGGCUCCGCCACUCGGGGCCCAGCGAGGACGUGGCCCGAGGACGGGCCAGCCUAGAGCAGGUGCGGAGGCGGGGCAGGUGGAAGGCAUUGUCCAGCGUCCAACGGUACUCCAAGACGUUCGCCCUCACGCAGCUCCGUGCAAAAAUGCCGAAGAAAGUGCUGGACGUGGGCUCCCGUGCGACCUCAGACCUAGCCGCCGAGAUACUCCGUGCGAUGGAGUCCCGCGCCAACUACAGCAAGCAGCAGCAGCAGCUGGUCGACGGCAUCAGGACGAAUCUGAAGACGAAGAAGGUGAAAGAUGUCGCCGCAGAGCUCUUGAUGCUGGGACCCACCACAAAGCAGAAGCAGAAGACCACCACCAACAAGAGGUCCACCAAGGGCGACACAAGCUGCCCAGAGUCCGACGACCUCUACUCCGACGAGACGUGGGGAGUGGCGGCUUACGGGCGCGACCACCGCCCCACGGUGAGCUCGGCCGUUCGCGUGAAUUUCUUCGCUGUGGACCUCGACGUGGACCCCGGGACGGACGUGGCUGCGCUGGCGUUCGCUUCGGCCUGCAACGCGGGCGAGAUGGGCGUGUUCCGGCGGCGGGAGUUCAUCUGCGGGUGCGUCGUUCUCGAGGUCGACAGCCUGGACGACCUGAGGAGCAAGAUGCCGGUGCUCCGCGAGGAGGUGCUGUCAGGCAAGACGCUGCCAGAGGUUUACUCGUACACCUUCGGCGUGGCGCUCGAGGCGCCGCGCAAGGUGCUGCCGUUGGAGGAGGCCGCGCAGUACUGGGCCCUGCUGCUGCACCAGUGGCAGCUGCGGGAGGAGUUCUGCACGUGGGCCGCCAGCCACAUGAAGGGCAAGUCCAUCAGCCGUGACUUGUGGAUGAUGGUUCUGAAGCUUGCCACGGAAGUGCCCCCCGACCUUUCGACGUACGACGAGAGCCAGGCCUGGCACUCGGUAAUCGACGACUUCGUCGAGUACUACAAGGAAAUGAAAGGACUCACCUGAAGUUUUCGCUGCUAGGGGCCUUGCCAGUAGCUGAUUCGAGUCAGGGUCGGCGACCCCCGCUUUCCACCCACAUGUCUGAUCCUGCCCUUCUCUCGUGGGGGGUGGGGCCAGAGCAGGGGGCGAGGGUAUGGGCAGCCACAAUUGAAACCGCAGGCUGCAUGCCAGAUUCCUGAAAUCUACGGCGGGCGUCAAGAAGCCACUGCAGCCGAGCGAGAGCCCGUGCGGGCUUGGCCCCGGCGCCUGGAACCGCAGGCCAGGGGCCACUCGGCAUGACCCAGGUGGUGGUCUCGCAGAGGGCCGGAUCUCCUCGCCCACGGGAGGGGCGGAGCGGGCGCCUCCCCGGGGGCAGGGGUCGUCCGUCCUGCACGGAGCUGUGGCGGCUCCGUGGGUCGCUUCCGUGCCGGCGCCGUCUUGCGGCAGAGGCGGAUCGACGACGAGAAGAGCGAUCGUUUUUUAAUGUAUACAGUCGGGGCCUUGAAAAAGGACCCCUUUUGGAUGGGGGUCGUCCUGCACGGAGCUGUGGCGACUCCGUGGGUCGCUGCCGUGCCGGCGCCGCCUUGCGGCAGGGGCGGAGCGAAGACAAAGAGGAGUGUUCUCGUUUUUUCAAUGUGUCGACGCCCCGACUGUAUUGUUCUGCCGAUCGGCGCG